CCGUACUCUUCUUGAAUUGCCCUCUACCCACCAUUUGCUCUUAUUAACUGAGUGGUUGAGGACACCUGAGCGAGUAGCAAUAACAGGAGCUGACUUCGCUUGUUGCUGUGUCUCGCUCGAUAAUUGAAGAAGGCCAGGUCCAAGCUUGAGGUUGACAUGCUGGGCAGGGACUUGUUCACCAGGAAGGACGAUGGACAUCGUGGAAACUGGAAAAGGAAAAAAAGGCACACUAGCCUCCUGAACGUUGGACUCUCAAGCUGCUUUACAUGACAACUUGAUUGAUUUACUAUCCCGCGUCAUUUAUGGCUGCGACACCUUUGAUGAAUGAAUUUCCCGAGCUAGCUCACCUUACACGUGAAGAUCUCGAAGACAUCCUCAAUGAUCCCGCUUACUUCCAGAGCAUAUUCCAUUCCUUGCCUCAGGUCAAGGAGUUAUAUCAAGCUCAGGCGGAGCUAGGUAUGGCAAACGAAGCCAUCGCUCGAACAAAUCUAUCACUGCAGGACCGUCUGUAUGAGUUGCGGACUGAAACCAAAGAAGCCUUUGAUAACGCCAAGUCUAUGGAGUCUCGCUGGAAGGAUCUCGAGCGCGAACAACGAGAAGUCUAUCAACGGUUCAACCCUCAGUUUCUUUUACUUCGCCUUCGUCAUGCGACUACCGCACAAGAUGAUGCUUCAGAGGCUCUCGCAUCAUCAUUUGUGCAAUCCUCUCCUUUGCCUUCCUCGGGUAACGAUGCCUCAGAUGUGGAUGAAUUCAUUAGAGAAUUUAGAGAGCUUAGGAAAGUCUACCACAAACGAUUGAUGUGGGGAGAUAGGUGGGCUUCUGGACAGGUGCCUUGGGAGGAUGGUUGACUGGUUAUUUAUUUUACUGAUUUAUGCACGGAGCAUACACUGGUUAUAUCACUGUUGUUGCCACUGCUGCUUUUUGUGGGAAUCUGACUCUCGAUGGCGACCAUCCCAUGUGACACCAACCCAUGGAAUUUCAAGAUUUGACUAACAGCUUCUUGUACUCUUCAGCUACCUUAGACAAGGCCCCUGCCUAUCAUCCUGAGAGUGAUCGAGUCAGAUAUAUAGGAACACUAUGCUGCAUAUCAAAUCUCCAUCAGCCAUAAGCGCGCCUUC
Molecule: messenger RNA, 1118 nt
Organism: Suillus subaureus
Lineage: Eukaryota; Fungi; Basidiomycota; Agaricomycetes; Boletales; Suillaceae
Exons: 6
Coding region: 303-848 (181 amino acids)
Biological process (GO): protein targeting to vacuole; protein targeting to membrane; ubiquitin-dependent protein catabolic process via the multivesicular body sorting pathway
Cellular component (GO): ESCRT I complex
Molecular function (GO): S-adenosylmethionine-dependent methyltransferase activity
Source: RefSeq, a predicted model, not a curated record